GCCGCCGCCACACCCCCCAGCGCGGCUGCUCGGUGCUGCGGGACUCCCGCCUCAACAAGGUCUGGACCUAUUUUCAGUAGAACAAAGGGAAAAUUUGAUGUGACAAAACAAUUUGUUACUUUCAUGUGUAGCUUCCUUCUGUUUAUGACCAAGUAUGGAUCACCACUUAAAAGGACCACGUGAGUGGUAUAACCUGUUUGAAAUCCUCAAGUCAGGGGCAAGAGUGUCUGUUCUGAGUAGGAAGAUGGAAUAUGCACUCCCUGAGCAAGAGACUUGGCUUUUACCCUGGAAGAAAGACAACAAUUGAAUAUUCAUGGAUUAUUGCCACCUUGCUUCAUCAGUCAGGAUAUCCAGGUUCUUAGAGUAAUUAAAAAUUGUGAGCGUCUGAACUCUGACUUUGACAGAUAUCUUCUCUUAAUGGAUCUUCAAGACAGAAACGAAAAGCUCUUUUAUCGAGUGCUUAUGUCUGACAUUGAGAAGUUCAUGCCUAUUGUUUAUACCCCCACUGUGGGUCUGGCUUGCCAGCAAUAUAGUUUAGUUUUUCGGAAACCAAGAGGUCUUUUUAUUAGUAUCCAUGAUCGAGGGCAUAUUGCUUCAAUUCUUAAUGCAUGGCCAGAAGAUGUCAUCAAGGCUAUUGUGGUGACCGAUGGAGAGCGUAUUCUUGGCUUGGGAGACCUUGGUAGUAAUGGAAUGGGCAUCCCUGUGGGUAAAUUGGCUCUGUAUACAGCUUGUGGAGGGAUGAAUCCUCGUGAAUGUCUGCCUGUCACUCUGGACGUGGGAACAGAAAAUGAGGAGUUACUUAAAGAUCCGCUGUACAUUGGACUCCGGCAGAGAAGAGUGAGAGGUCCUGAAUAUGAUGCUUUUUUGGAUGAAUUCAUGGUGGCAGUUUCUUCCAAGUAUGGCAUGGAUUGCCUUAUUCAAUUUGAAGAUUUUGCCAAUGUAAAUGCAUUUCGUCUCCUGAACAAAUAUCGAAACCAGUAUUGCACAUUCAAUGAUGAUAUUCAAGGAACAGCAUCUGUUGCAGUCGCAGGUAUCCUUGCAGCUCUUCGAAUAACCAAGAACAAACUGUCUGAUCAAACAAUACUAUUCCAAGGAGCUGGAGAGGCUGCCUUAGGGAUUGCACACCUGAUUGUAAUGGCCAUGGAGAAAGAAGGUUUACCAAAGGAGAAAGCCAUAAAAAAGAUAUGGAUGGUUGACUCUAAAGGAUUGAUAGUUAAGGGGCGUGCUGCCUUAACAAAAGAGAAAGAGGAAUUUGCUCAUGAACAUAAAGAAAUGAAAAACCUAGAAGACAUUGUUCAAGAAAUAAAACCAACUGCUCUCAUAGGAGCUGCCGCAAUUAGUGGGGCAUUCUCCGAACAAAUCCUCAAAGACAUGGCUGCCUUCAAUGAACGGCCUAUUAUUUUUGCUCUGAGUAAUCCAACCAGCAAAGCAGAAUGUACUGCAGAGCAGUGUUAUAAAGCAACCCAGGGGCGUGCGAUUUUUGCCAGUGGCAGUCCUUUUGAUCCAGUCACUCUUCCAGAUGGUCGGACCCUGUAUCCUGGCCAAGGCAACAACUCCUAUGUGUUUCCUGGAGUUGCCCUUGGUGUUGUGGCGUGUGGAUUGAGGCAUAUCACAGACAAGGUUUUUCUCACUACUGCUGAGGUUAUAGCUCAGCAAGUGUCAGAUAAGCACUUGGCAGAAGGCCGCCUGUAUCCUCCUUUGAACACCAUUAGAGAUCUUUCUCUGAAAAUCGCAGUAAAGAUUGUGAAAGAUGCAUACCAAGAAAAGACAGCCACAAUUUAUCCUGAACCCCCAAACAAGGAAGCGUUUGUCUGCUCUCAGAUGUAUAGCACUGAUUAUGACCAGAUUCUACCUGAGGAGGCCCAGAAAAUACAGACCAAACCUGACCAGUAACAUAAUAACUAACAUUUCUAACUCCAUUAAUGAGAUCUGAAGUCUUUCAUAAUUUUUAAAGAUUAGAAUCUUUUAUAACGAUUUACAAUAUGCUAGAUUAAGAUAAUAUUACUUUAACAAUCUAAAAAUUUAUGGGAAAAUAUUAAUAUACUUUAGGGCACAUAUCAUACUAGACAAUUUUGCUUCAUUUACUGUCUGGUUAUUUAUGAUUUCUAUCUUGUUUUGCCCAAGUUCUCUUUAAAAGCUAUUGUACCUACUACUGAGAAACUCAUUGUUUUUAUAUAGAGAACUAAUGGGAAGACCAAAAUUAGUAAUAAAUUGAUAUGAUUAAAAUUAAAACCCAUCAUUCUUUGGUUGACCAUUUUGUUAAAAAUCUUUUUUUAUAUAUAGACAGAAAUAUAUUUAGGCAUAAAUGAACUUUUGCUAAAAACAGAAAUAACACCUUGUUGCCUAGAGAAAUAUAACUUCUCAGGUAUUUUUAUUCCAAUUCCAGACCAUACUUGUUCUUUUGGUGCAACUGAAUUCUAACAUUUCUAAGGAAGAUUGUUGCUGUUUACAAUGCAUUGGGCAGCCUUAGGUUUUAAUAUGCUUUCUCCAUUGUUACAUCUUCUUAUCACCUUGGCCUCCAUCACACAUCCCUUCUCAUAGCACCUUUCUUUCCCCUGGCUAAGUGCCCUGUCCUUCAGCUCCACUUUACCGCUGCCAGGCCUGUGAGGACUGUGGCUCCUGUCCUGAGGUAGGUACCUUCAGUUCAGCACAGCCUGAGCAGUGGGAAGAGCGGAGGGGAGAGUAGGUCAGCUCCUUGAGAAAGGGCUAUCUGUGGAGCCAACCUCUUAAGACAAGGAUCUGCAGAGUCGGGAGCAAGAGCCUGGUUCCCGGACAAGCUGGGUUCCCCCUUGAGUGACCUGCUCUAAUGUCCCCUUGAUUCUCUCAGAUAAUCAAGAGCUCCUUUUGUGGUUACGGUAAACACAAUUUCCUUUGAAUUUGGAGAAAAUUUUGUAACCACCCCCAAUAUCAGAAAUCUUUACAUUAGAUAUUAAAAUAUUCUAAUUACCAUUCGUAGUUACAGCCAAGAAAUUCAUGUUCAUUUCAAGCUUUACUUUAGAAACUAAUCACUGAACUAGUGGAGACAAUUUUAAGUUCAUAAGCUCAGGUACAAUAACGUUUGCUAUUUACUUGUAGAAUUUUUCGGAGAAUUUUCUGGUUUUUGAAGUAAUGCUUUUAAAGAAUAUAAAAAGAUGUUCAAGGUAAACUAUACCAUAAAAUGAUUUUAUUGUAAGUGGAAGGUUACAGAUUGUUUUAAGUGAGUGUAGAAGGGGUGGGGGUAUUUCUGAAGAUAAGAUUUAGUCAAGAAUUUCCUCAAUAUAGUUAUUUUGAUAAGAUGCAGAACGCCUCUUUUUUGUCUGUUUUGAUGUUGUCUUAUAGCUCUAACUAAAUGUACUUACCUAUGCAAAAGACUUAUUAAAGCACAGAAAAAGUGAA
Molecule: messenger RNA, 3375 nt
Organism: Eptesicus fuscus (big brown bat)
Lineage: Eukaryota; Metazoa; Chordata; Mammalia; Chiroptera; Vespertilionidae
Gene: ME1
Product: malic enzyme 1
Exons: 15
Coding region: 418-1893 (491 amino acids)
Biological process (GO): malate metabolic process; pyruvate metabolic process
Cellular component (GO): mitochondrion
Molecular function (GO): NAD binding; malate dehydrogenase (decarboxylating) (NADP+) activity; malate dehydrogenase (decarboxylating) (NAD+) activity
Source: RefSeq, a predicted model, not a curated record